UGUUCUCUAUUUGAUUUAGGAAGGAACGAACAAUGCUUGAUCCCAUCCUCUCAAAGGAUGUGUUGAUAAUGCCUUGUAAAGGAAUGUUGAAGGCAUGUGCUAUGUCUCUGCCAGAUCUUUGGAACAGUCGCUGUUGCUUAAAUGAGAUUGAAGACUUUGAUCACUCAAUAGUAAAUACUACUUUAGGUGCAUGUGGUGAAUUACUGGCUCCAAAAGAGGGACCUUGUCUGCCCUUUCCUAUCUGGCAGUGUGGUGAGAUUAAGGAGCUCAGUGAGAUAUUUACUUUAUUGGAGUUUGAUUGCUCAAAACCAAUUAGUCCAUGUUAUGGACAAGUGCAGGUGAAAUUCACUGAGCCUGCGAUAUGCCAUGGGUUUGUCCUAUGGAUUGAUUGGGUGAUGGAUGCAGACAAUGCAAUUGUAUUGUCAACUGGGCCGGAUCACAGAUAUUGGAGGCAGGGGGUUAAGCUUCUGGCUAAGCCUGUAGCAGUUGGAAUACAAAGAUCAGAAUGCACAUCUGAAUCAGUUUCUGCCGUGGUUGAAGCAACGUUUAAUCCUGCCAGCGGUGAGCUCUUAAUCAAACACGUUUUCUCAUGAUUUCUGUGUUUUUAGGAGAGCCCUUGAGUUUUGAUCAUUUUUUCUGGCCGAGAGCCCUUGAGUUUUGACCAUUUUUUCUGGCCGCCCUAUUGAGUUUGAUUUAAUCUCUAAAUUAUCUUAUUUUUAUCCGAGUGAAAUUUCCAAUUACAGCUGCUAACUUGUGAAAAUUCUCUGUUUUAACAUUUUGGGACAUGUUUGCCGAGUGCUGCUACCACUCGGGCUUAUCAUCUCCUCCUUUAUAAUAAUAAUAAAAAAAAAAAAAGGAA
Molecule: messenger RNA, 859 nt
Organism: Rubroshorea leprosula
Lineage: Eukaryota; Viridiplantae; Streptophyta; Magnoliopsida; Malvales; Dipterocarpaceae
Source: the annotation of a GenBank genome assembly